Messenger RNA from Amaranthus tricolor (Joseph's coat), 1798 nucleotides. Its product is annotated as WD-40 repeat-containing protein MSI1. Gene Ontology annotation, biological process: regulation of gene expression. The coding region runs from base 325 to 1605 and encodes 426 amino acids. NCBI's taxonomy places the organism in Eukaryota, Viridiplantae, Streptophyta, Magnoliopsida, Caryophyllales, Amaranthaceae. The record is from RefSeq and is a predicted model, not a curated record. Gene Ontology annotation, cellular component: nucleus. Gene Ontology annotation, molecular function: histone binding. The transcript is spliced from 7 exons.
UUAUUAAUAGUAUACCCUUUUCCCCCUCGUUACACUUGAUUUCCCGCUCUUCAUACAACCUUCCAUAACCCCAUCUUCCCCUCUCCCAUCUUCCCCUCUUGUCAGUUCUCUCCCGCCUCCUCUUUCCUGCCUCAUUUCUCUCUCAUCAGGAAGAACGGUACGAUAACUAUACUGUUGAGUGAUUUGUUACUUUUUGUGUUAAGUGUUUAAAGGUGAUUGCUUUUGGUGGAAAAGAUUGAAGAUUCGUUGAUUUGGACUAAUCUUGGAGAGUUUGAUACUGAUUUUUUUUUUAAUUUUAGGGUUUUUGAGUGGAUAGAAAUUCCAAUGGGGAAAGAUGAAGAUGAGAUGAGAGGGGAGAUAGAAGAGAGAUUGAAAAACGAGGAGUAUAAGAUAUGGAAGAAAAAUACUCCUUUUUUGUAUGAUUUGGUGAUUACCCAUGCUCUUGAAUGGCCAUCUCUCACCGUUGAGUGGCUCCCUGAUCGAGACGAGCCUCCAGGGAAGGAUUACUCGGUCCAGAAGAUGAUUUUAGGAACUCAUACUUCAGAGAAUGAGCCCAAUUAUCUUAUGCUAGCUCAGGUUCAACUUCCUCUUGAAGAUGCCGAGAAUGAUGCCCGACAUUAUGACGAUGAACGGUCUGAUUUUGGUGGGUUUGGGUGCGCCAAUGGAAAGGUACAAAUUAUACAGCAGAUUAACCAUGAUGGAGAGGUAAAUCGAGCCCGGUAUAUGCCACAGAACCCAUUCAUAAUUGCCACUAAAACAGUGAGUGCAGAAGUAUAUAUCUUUGACUACAGUAAACAUCCAUCAAAGCCACCACUAGAUGGCGCAUGCAAUCCCGAUUUGAGAUUACGAGGUCACAGCACCGAAGGAUAUGGUUUAUCAUGGAGCAAAUUCAAGCAAGGGCAUUUGUUGAGUGGCUCUGAUGAUGCACAGAUUUGUCUUUGGGACAUCAAUGCCACUCCUAGAAAUAAGACGCUCGAUGCAAUGCAAAUAUUUAAGGUUCAUGAAGGUGUUGUUGAGGAUGUUUCGUGGCAUAUGAGGCACGAAUAUUUGUUUGGUUCUGUUGGAGAUGAUCAGUACCUGCUGAUAUGGGACCUUCGAGCUCCAACAGUUACCAAGCCUGUCCAGUCUGUAAUUGCUCAUCAAAGUGAGGUGAACUGCUUGGCUUUCAAUCCUUUUAAUGAAUGGGUUGUCGCUACGGGCUCUACUGAUAAGACUGUCAAGUUGUUUGAUUUAAGGAAAAUCAACACCGCGCUGCAUACUUUUGAUUGUCACAAAGAAGAGGUCUUCCAAGUUGGAUGGAGUCCUAAAAAUGAGACAAUUUUGGCUUCUUGCUGUCUUGGUAGAAGACUGAUGGUGUGGGACCUUAGCAGAAUUGACGAGGAACAAACUCCAGAAGAUGCUGAAGACGGUCCACCUGAAUUGCUUUUCAUUCACGGCGGUCAUACUAGCAAAAUCUCGGACUUCUCAUGGAAUCCAUGUGAAGAUUGGGUGGUUGCGAGUGUUGCUGAGGACAACAUACUUCAAAUCUGGCAGAUGGCCGAGAACAUAUACCAUGACGAGGAUGAUUUAUCAAAUGACGAUCCAACAGCUACGAAGGGCUCUUAAUUUUAACUCGCCAAGUUUCUUAUACGUUGUAGUGGGUUCAUUUUAUCCUCCUGUUUAUUAGCUAGUCUUUCGUCCUUGAUCCAGAAUUCUGCAAAUCAUUUGAUGGUAAAUUUUAUUGAUUAAUCUGUAUCGACUAUUGCCAUUGUCUGCGAUUUUAAGUUGGAAACGUAAUAACUUGGCUGGAAUGCUUUCA